This is a messenger RNA of Paecilomyces variotii, 2183 nucleotides long. Its product is annotated as F-box domain protein. The transcript is spliced from 2 exons. NCBI's taxonomy places the organism in Eukaryota, Fungi, Ascomycota, Eurotiomycetes, Eurotiales, Thermoascaceae. Gene Ontology annotation, molecular function: protein binding. The record is from RefSeq and is a predicted model, not a curated record. Bases 491 to 1999 code for a protein of 502 amino acids.
CGUGGACGCAGCUUGCGCGUAGUUAAGCUCAUUGUCGAACCGAUGAUUAUGAUAAUGCAUGAUAGCAUGGAGGAACGAGGAACUAGAUAAGUAAACAAAACGAAGUUUCUUAGCUUGUGAAGUUAACUUUCUGCUAGCAAUAAUAAUGAAGAUGGAACUGCAACUUCUCCAGGCGGGAGGAUUCACGGUUCGACCCACCUGGCACAAAGACUGCGGAGAUGGAGUCGCUCGCCGGCCAGAGAAGCUGUGACGUUCCGACUGCUUCCAAUAAGUAUUGACUCCGACGUCUCAGAUAUCUCUCCGUCUCUGAGAUAUACAAAAACAGUCAUCGCGCUCAUGGAGCAGUUGUCACAUCCAGACUCUUCUUCGUGAUGUCAUCGGCAUCGUCUUUCUGACGAUCCCCGCAACCCCUCAAUUACACUGACAGGCAAAUCCGUGCCUGAUACCUCCGAGCAUAUCGUUCAAUCUGGCCGGGGCUACGAACUCUUCCAUGGAUUCGGCGCACGGUGAAGAUGAGCCCGGACAGAGUCCAUCACAGAUGGAUAAUCCAGAGGUAUCUACAAUAGCAGGAGUACAGACUGAACAGCAGAAUACAGACAGCACAGCCACUGGUACAUUGAGCCCCGAUAAGGCUUCAUUAACAGAACGCAAGGAUAAACAAGAUUCAACUCAUGAAUCGAGAUUUCUGAGUCUGCCGCCAGAGAUCAUAGAUCAAAUUCUCUCUUAUGUUUCCGCCAGGGAUCUCGCAUGUGCCUCGACUACCUGUCGUACACUCGCGAACCAUGGUUAUAAUGAGUUAUUAUGGGCAGAUAUUGUCAAUGCAAAUCUGCCGUCCAAGAUCGACACUCCAGGCCCCUUUCCGUCCUUCCGAAGUCUAUAUGUCGCACAUCAUCCUUACUGGUUUUUGCCGCGAAAUAAGAUCUGGUUUUCCGAUUCUGCGCAUACGGGGAACCUGAUCCUCACACGGUACGAUAACCGGAGGGGGGUAAUUGAAGGCUAUCGAGUAGUAGCAGAGAAACGAUCAAUGCAAUUUCAGGUGUGGGAAUACGAUCCUGAAGUUGUCAUCCAGUCGUUCAGACCCCGGGUACGGUUAUGGCUUGACGACCCGGUCAUUCUACUCAAGAACACCACAUGUGCUCCUCUAAGCCGGAGGCAGUAUCUCCACGGGGAAAUUCGCAUGCCAAUGCCUCUUGAGUCGCAGCAUGUUUACAAUUCUCUUUCAUUAUGUACUGGCGAAAUACCUCCGGAUGAGAGAGCCAGCCCCGACAAGCAGUGGCCGCCUCUGACCAUCCCCUGCAAAAACCGUGUGUACCGGAAUGGGGCUGCUCACUGGUCAGAAUGGGACAGUCGGCCACAAAAUAUAAGGCAGGUAUCAGAAUCUGCCUUCCGCGUGAGACGCUGGGCGCAUUUCCGCAUGGGCCUCCCUAUAUUCGCGGCAGGAAGCAGUGAGACGAUGUCGACAUACGCAACGCUGGAGCCGGAGCUCUACACUCCCACAAGAGAGAAACCAUAUCAGGGAAUAUGGGUCGGGGACUACUCAGACCACGGAUGCGAGUUCCUUCUCUUUCUUCAGCGAGACAAAGUAGCCGGAUCAGCCUCGAGUGCCCUCGAACAAGCCGAAGACGGGAGCCGUAUUAGUUUGCCCGAGAAUGAAGCGGCCGAACAGGACGAACUUCAAGGAGGUGGUCUUAUCCAGAGAGGUACUCUAGAAGCGAUUAAGCUGACUGGAGAUCCAAACGUCCCACGGGGUGAGAUCUCGUGGAUCUCAGAAGACAUUGGGCCUGGUGGCCUAGUGCGGAUAGCAGAAGAGGAUCCGUUUCGAGGUGCCAGAAUGGUGAGGAGUCGAGGCCAUGUCGCGCACCUUGGCUUCAGAGAUGACAAAUUCCUCUCCAGUCAGCUCAUUCUCAUCUCUCGAGACUGUGUAGCACAUUACUGGGAGGAUCUAGACCAUAUAUCUUACUUCUACCGCGUCGAUAUUGACGAGUUACUCCGCACAUGAUUGAGGUGAAGGAAUAGCUUUCCAAUUGAAAAGUCCGGUUUCCUUUGCUUCCGAUGUCCUGGAACUUUUGGUUGCACCUGCUUCUCAGACCAAUCGCUGUACAGGUUGGCCAGUUAUGGUUUCGAAUGUCUCCCGAGUCACAGUUAGGAUCUCCCAUAGAUCUGCAUUCGAUGCUCUUUUUCGC